Teleopsis dalmanni is the source of this 3054-nucleotide messenger RNA. RefSeq names its product esterase B1. The coding region runs from base 134 to 1846 and encodes 570 amino acids. Lineage: Eukaryota; Metazoa; Arthropoda; Insecta; Diptera; Diopsidae. The record is from RefSeq and is a predicted model, not a curated record. The transcript is spliced from 6 exons.
AAAAAAAUUAAACAACAAAUAGUGCAAAUUAUAAGCCCACCAUAACGUUUAGAUACUUUUUGUGCAAAUUUUUUUUAUUUUGAGAAAAAACAAAAAGAAAAAAAUAACUAAAGACUCUUAAACGACCUUCAAUAUGGCUUCCAGCAUGCCUACGAUUGAUCAAAUUAAACUUGGACUGAAAAUGGUCGACUUUAAAGUACAACAACGUCGCUACCGUACCAGCGAAAAGACUAUAGUUAGUACAAUUUAUGGUCCCGUAAAAGGAGUUAAACGGAAGUCUAUUUAUGGCCAGUCGUAUUUCAGUUUCGAAAAGAUACCAUUUGCAAAACCACCAGUAGGUGAGUUACGUUACAAAGCGCCACAACCUCCAGAGGUAUGGACAGAAGUAAGAAGUUGCACUUCCAUGGGACCAAAGCCGCUGCAAAAACAUUUUGUCUUUCAAAUGACUGAAGGUUCAGAAGAUUGUCUGUACUUAAAUGUUUACACAAAAAAUUUAAAUCCUAUAAAACCCAUGCCGGUCAUGGUUUGGAUAUUUGGUGGUGGUUUUCAAUUUGGUGAAGCUUCACGUGAUUUAUAUAGUCCCGAUUAUUUAUUACGUGAGGAUGUUGUUAUGAUCUCUAUUACGUAUCGUUUAGGUCCUUUUGGUUUCCUAUGUAUGGAGGAUCCUAGUUUCGGUGUUCCCGGCAAUGCUGGUCUAAAAGAUCAAGUCAUGGCCUUACGUUGGGUUAAAGCUAACUGUGAUCGUUUUGGUGGUGAUUCGAGUAAUAUUACUAUUUUUGGUGAUAGUGCCGGUGGUGCUUCUUGUCAUUAUAUGAUGAUAACAGAACAGACUAGAGGAUUAUUUCAUAAAGCGAUCUGUAUGUCCGGUAAUUCUUUAUCACCCUGGGCUGUAACUCCGCAAAGGAAUUGGCCAUAUCGCUUAGCUGUUGGUGCUGGUUAUACAGGUGAAAAUAAUGAAAAAGAUGUUUAUGAAUUUUUGCGUACAGCAAAGGGUUCUGAUAUUGUGAGAGCAAAUGAAGACCUAUGUAUGGAUGAGGAAAAACGCGAAAGAAUUGGUUUUGCUUUUGGUCCAGUUAUUGAACCUUAUUUAACACCAGAUUGCGUGGUACCUAAGAAACCAAUUGAAUUAAUGCGAACUGCUUGGAGUAAUAAAAUUCCUAUGAUUAUCGGUGGAGUGUCAAAUGAGGGAUUACUUUUAUAUACAGAAACUAAAACAAAUCCAAAACUAUUGAAUGAUUUGGGUGACUGCCGUUUUGUUGUCCCAAUGGAACUUAAUAUGGAUCGUGAUAGUGAACUUUGCAAAGAGUAUGGUCAACAGUUAAGAAAGACGUACUAUGGUGAAAAAGAUCCUAGCUUAGAGACUUUGCAUGAAUAUUUACUGAUGGUCUCACAUGAAUAUUUCUGGUUUCCAAUAUACCGUACAGUAUUAUCGCGCAUGGAGCAUGCUCCAGAUGUACCCACAUUUUUAUAUCGAUUCGAUUUCGACUCUAAACAUUUUAACCAUCUACGCAUAUUGAGUUGUGGAAAAAAAGUACGUGGCACUUGUCAUGGUGACGAUCUCUCCUAUCUUUUUUACAAUUCAGUAGCUCGUAAGUUGAAGAAAACCAGCAGAGAGUACAAAUGUAUUGAAAAAUUGGUCGGCAUGUGGACACAUUUUGCUACCUAUGGAAAUCCAAACUUUGAUCCUGAACUAACCGAAUUAUGGCAACCAUUAACACAUGUAGCUGUUGAGAAACGGCAGCCUAAGUGCCUUAAUAUAUCAGAUGAUUUGAAAGUGAUCGAUGUGCCAGAUAUGAAAAAGUUGAUGAUGUGGGAGAGUUUCUUCGGACGUAAUGAGCUAACAUAGAUAGUUUAUCUGAAAAUCUGCUCUGCUGUUCUGUUUUAUAAUUUAUUGUUAGCUAUAUGGUUCUUAAGUUUUCUUUAAGAACUUGAGCAAAUUGUUUAUUAAGUUAAAGCUAAUAACCUUACGGUUGUCAUUAGAUAAAUUUAUAUUCUAAUCCGUUGAUUUUUUUCUUUUUUUAAGAGUUAGCAUAAUUCGUUAUACUAUAGAUUUAAAAUUAAACGUAAAGCUUUAAAACUUUUAAAGAAACUACGAAAGGAACUAAAUUAAUUUCUAUGAGAUAAAAACUAUUUAACUUUAUAUUCUAGCAAACUAAGUGAUGAAUUGUCUUGUUAAAGUUGUAUAGCACGAAAAAGGUAGAAAAUAUUGCAAUGCAUAAUGUUGAGAUAAAUAAAAUGUGAUUUGUUUAUAAGCAAAUAUCGGUUAGGUAUAGAUCGAGACAUAGUUUUUAGUAUAAAUGAACUAUUUUUUGUCAAACGAAACAAAUUAAACUAAACUUGUUGAAACUAAGCACAAAAUAGCUUAAAUAAAGGGCUUAAAUUAUAGUUUUAAAUUUAAGGAUAAAGAUGAUAUUUAAGAAUGAGAAAUUUUUUUUGAAUUGAAUAAGAAAGUUAUAAGUCGCAACUGAAGUACCUACAGAUAAAUGGAAUUAUUGUAUACUAGGCGUACAAAAUAAAAUAAAUAAAAAAUAAUAAAAUAUAAUUAAAUUAGAUUUGCUUUAAAGCAAUUUUACUAUAUACAUAAUUUAGGAAACUAUGGCUAUCUUCUUCCUUUAGUGCUAUUGUAGAAAUUUAGUUGACUAUUUCCAUAGUUUUAGAUUUGGCUAUUAUUAUUUUAAGAACUUUCGUACUAUCAUUUUAACAAAAACAAACUAUGCAUUGGUAGUUUUCAUGAGUAUCUUCAAUGCGAACUAAUAUAUACCUUUUAUAUUUCCUCAUAAGUAAAUCAAUACUAUACAAAUAAAAAUUAAAUAUCUUCAGCCACGAAAGCAACAACACGCUAUAACUACCACCUUCUGUGUCCAACUUUUCAAAGAUCCUAUUUGUAGCUGAAGAGCCACAGUUUAUGAAAAUGAUAAUACAUAUUCUCCAGUUGUCAUACAAAAUAUACACAUGGUACACAUUUAACUUUAGAGACACAGUCAAGAUACUCGUGAAAUAACUUUAAUUAAUAGUAAAAUUUUAUUAGAAUAUAGCAGACAUAAUAAUUUUUAC